Molecule: messenger RNA, 2247 nt
Organism: Paramecium pentaurelia
Lineage: Eukaryota; Ciliophora; Oligohymenophorea; Peniculida; Parameciidae
Source: the annotation of a GenBank genome assembly
AAUGUCAGAAAGUAUCCAAGAGGAACCCUAGAAGUAAUCUUCUUCAUCCAAGUAGCCAGAAGAGUUUAAUUCAGAUGUUAAAGUUACUAGUGUAUGGGAGAAAUCAUCUAAGGAACUAAUAAAUUAACAUCAAAAUAAAUUUGAUGCUUUUAAGGCUAUGGCAGAUUAGAGCGGAACAAUAGAUGAAAGUCAUUUUACAAUAGGUGGAGAAUAGAAAUCUGAAAUAUUUAAAAGAUUUGAUGCUGAUCAUGAUGGGAAAAUAAAUCAAUAAGAAUGGAAUUAGGGUUGGAAUAAUCUUGACGUAUAGGUUUUAGAAACAUAACAUAAAGUUGCAAUAGCAUAACAAAAGAUGUAAAUUUUAGAUGCUUUAGAAGCAAAAGUGGAACCAGGUUUAAACAUAAGUUAAAAAAGUUCAAGUUAAUAUCAUAGUAUGGUUGAUAGAUUUAAAAAUACAUCAACAUUAAGUGAUUUAACUGAUUUGUUCAAUAAGAAAUCUCCAUAUUAAGAACAUUAAGAAUAUUCAGAGAGCAGUAAUCAUGAUUUUAGGUAAAGAGGAAGUAACAGACCUUUAGAUCAAUUAUUAUAACAAUUUAAAACACCAAAUAAAACGGAUAUUUUAGUUGAAUCAGGUAGUGGACAUGGAUCAGGUUAAUAUUUAGGAAGUAAUAAAUAAAUUUAAAAAUUUGGAUUUGUUUAAGGAAGUGCUUCACCUGGAUUUAAUCCUUCAACAUUAAAAAAUGAAAAUUAAUAUAAUUCAAAGGUUCAUUAACAAAUGAAUAUUAAUAUUGAUAUUAAAGAUAAAAAUAAAUCUAAUAAAAGAAGAGAAGAAUUGGCUAGNAUAGAUUGUAUUAAAAAAUAUUAGAAAUUUUCAAAUAUAAAUUAUAUUAAGAAUGUCUUUGAUAAAUAAAAAAAAAUAAUCUAUAACUUCUGUAUUUAUAUUAACUAUAUUAAUAAAAAUAUUGAUAUUAUCGAAAUUAAAAAUAAAUAAAAUUUAAUUUUAUCAAAUGUCAGAAAGUAUCCAAGAGGAACCCUAGAAGUAAUCUUCUUCAUCCAAGUAGCCAGAAGAGUUUAAUUCAGAUGUUAAAGUUACUAGUGUAUGGGAGAAAUCAUCUAAGGAACUAAUAAAUUAACAUCAAAAUAAAUUUGAUGCUUUUAAGGCUAUGGCAGAUUAGAGCGGAACAAUAGAUGAAAGUCAUUUUACAAUAGGUGGAGAAUAGAAAUCUGAAAUAUUUAAAAGAUUUGAUGCUGAUCAUGAUGGGAAAAUAAAUCAAUAAGAAUGGAAUUAGGGUUGGAAUAAUCUUGACGUAUAGGUUUUAGAAACAUAACAUAAAGUUGCAAUAGCAUAACAAAAGAUGUAAAUUUUAGAUGCUUUAGAAGCAAAAGUGGAACCAGGUUUAAACAUAAGUUAAAAAAGUUCAAGUUAAUAUCAUAGUAUGGUUGAUAGAUUUAAAAAUACAUCAACAUUAAGUGAUUUAACUGAUUUGUUCAAUAAGAAAUCUCCAUAUUAAGAACAUUAAGAAUAUUCAGAGAGCAGUAAUCAUGAUUUUAGGUAAAGAGGAAGUAACAGACCUUUAGAUCAAUUAUUAUAACAAUUUAAAACACCAAAUAAAACGGAUAUUUUAGUUGAAUCAGGUAGUGGACAUGGAUCAGGUUAAUAUUUAGGAAGUAAUAAAUAAAUUUAAAAAUUUGGAUUUGUUUAAGGAAGUGCUUCACCUGGAUUUAAUCCUUCAACAUUAAAAAAUGAAAAUUAAUAUAAUUCAAAGGUUCAUUAACAAAUGAAUAUUAAUAUUGAUAUUAAAGAUAAAAAUAAAUCUAAUAAAAGAAGAGAAGAAUUGGCUAGCUAUAUGGGUAAAUUAGGUUUGGGAGGAAAUGAAUCAAUUUAAAAACCUUCCAUAAGUUCUGAAUAACCAAAUUCAAGUAAAAAAUAAAUAAUUAUUUUAGAUGUUUUUGAGAGAAUGAAAGUAUAUGUGAAUAACAUUGGUUAACAAAAUUUUAAGAAUUAAUCAUAAUCUGGACUUAAUGACCUUGUCAAUGAUAAAUCAUUUAGUACAAGCACAUUCAAAUAGCAAUUAAAAUAAUAUAGAAAAGAGAGAGGAGGUGAAUAAUUAGAGAAUUAAGCUGGUAAAUUCUCAAAGCAUUCAAACUUCUUAGAGAAUCCAUUAUUACAGGAUUAAUCCUUAAAAAGUUUUCAUUUAAAACUUAUGCACUCUUAAGGCGCAUUGAAUAAUAAGUAUACUAGGAUUUGAU